AUGGACGAUAUCCGCGGAGAGAGAGAAGGUCGCUGCGAGACCUCAGGGACUCGCUCCGGGUCUGGACUCCGGGUCUGGACUCCGGGUCUGGACUCCGGACGCGACCCCCCUACCCAGAUCUCCCCCAGUUUCCGGUCGGGUCCCGAUGUAGUACCCGCGACUAGCGCUCAGGCUUCCCCACGAUCGGAGUGCGCUCUCUCGCGCCGCUCGCCUGACGCUGCGCCCUCGCUCGGGGUUUUCCCUCCCCCCCCCCCGCAAGUCCCCUGGCUUCCGCCAUCGACCACUCCGUCGCGAGCCCGUACUCGUGCGCAUGUAGUCGCCAGCACAAGACCCCAAAGACACAGAGAAGCCCACCUUACAUAUCCCCCUUCCGUGCUACCGCGCUACCUACACCCCCGGAAGCCCCACCACAUCAGCGCACAGAACGGCACACCUGGCCCCCAGGGGGGUAUACGGUGGGACCCGACCCCAGUGUUGGCGCCCUACAACGCACCCACCCCCCCCUGGAACCCCCGUAACCGCCCCCCUCUCCCGACGCCUACCACCCUCAGCUACCCUCCCUCCGACCCCCCUUUCACCUCCGCCGAACCACACACCGCUUGCCCUCCCUUCCUCCCCCCCCGGGUGACACCGCCUUGCACACCACCCCCAACGCCCGCCCCCACGUCUCAAACCUCAGUCCACCACGUGUGGACGUCCACCGACCUCUCCCCCCCCGCCCCCCUUGUGCCUGCCGCCCCCCCGUCACCUCCCCCCCCGCCACCAUCCCCCUCUCCCCCUCCCCCACCCCCUCACUCCGCUCCACUUACCCCGGGUCCCCCCACCCCACCCCCCACUACACCCCCCCGCUCCCCCACGUCCCCCACCCCACAACACCCGCCAACACCCUGUGCUGUCUGCUUCGUCCCUCCUCCGUCCCCCUUGCGUGUGGCCCUCCUGCUCCCUUUCCCCCCCACCCCCCCGAGGUCGCCCGCCGGGCCCCCCGGGUACCCACCACACACCCUACUGGGUGCAGGGCCAAACGACACUACCCCACCCCCUCGCGCCUACCGCCUCGUGUCGCUCUUCGCGACCCCGUCUCUCUACUUCUGCUUGGUUCUCUUUGUCCUUCUGCUCCUGCUCUCAUCCUCUGCUCGUCUCUUCGCUCGGCGCUCGCUCUUACUGUCGCUCUCGCUGUCUUCUUUGGUUCUCUUCCUGGCUUUCUUUCUCUCGGCUUGUGGGCUGUCGUUCUGCUUUCGGGCGUCCGCUGUUUAUCUUGGUUACUUUGCCUUUUGCUCGGCCCGCGGCCACCCACCCGCGCCCCCCUUCAUACCCUACCCGCCUCGUGUCCCUCCCUCUCUGGUUCUCUCGCUCGUCCCCCCAUCCUCUCUCUCGUCCUCGGCGACUCACUCUUCUAUAGCGCUCGCUCUCCCCCCCUCUGCUCCGCCUCUCUGUCUAUCAUCUCCCCGCUCUUGCAUCCGCCUGGCCUCUCACGCCCACGCGCCAGGCUGCGCUCUCGCCCUCUCGCCCCCCGCGCUCGUCGCUCGCUCCCUCUCGCUCCCCCGGCUCUUCUCUCGUCGCCCGCUCGCUCUAGCGCGCGCGCGCUCGCUCCCUCUCUCUCCUAUCUCUCUCUCGACUCCUCUCGAUUCUGCGCCCCGCUCGCCUCCCUCGCGCAAUUCGGCUCGUCGCUGCUCUGCGCGCCCGCCCUCGCUUAGCGCGCUCUCGCUCGCGUCCAUCCGCGCGCCCCCCCCCGCGCCCGCACCCUAG
Messenger RNA from Knipowitschia caucasica, 1746 nucleotides. NCBI's taxonomy places the organism in Eukaryota, Metazoa, Chordata, Actinopteri, Gobiiformes, Gobiidae. The record is from the annotation of a GenBank genome assembly.